UGAGGAAACGACGUCGUGGUUUCUAUUUUCGGUGACAGCCCCAAAUGCUAAUUGCUAAACCCUCUUGCCCGCCACCGUCAGUCCCAUUUCGCAGUUGAGCGACGACAUAGCUAUGGCUUUAAUCAAUUCAGAGCUACGGUCACCACGAUAUCUCUCUAUCCUCUCUCGUUAUAUCGUCAAGUCUUUCUCUUCGUCCUCCUCUUCUUUGUCCUUGCCAUCACAUCUUCAACACGAAGAGGACUUGGAGGACAACGAGACCGAGACGACGCCGACCAACGCCUUAUCACCUGAAGAAAUCCUAAUCGCGGACAAAUUUCAAUCUCUUAUCAAAGAACACCACCGCAAAAACCCUAACCCUAACCGGACUCCGGCCCCUCCACUAUCUAAUUUCACAUUUUCGUCUCUGUCCAUCGACUUUGCGGAAAUCUCCACUGCUCAUCUAGUUUCGCCGGCUAUCGUGCGUCGCGUGAUAGAGAAAUGCGGUGCAGUCCGUCGUGGAAUCCCCUUACUCCAGGCGCUGUCUUUCUUCAAUUGGGCCACGGCCCAAGACGGGUUUGCUCACUCACCCGAGUUCUACAACGAAAUGGUGGACCUCGCCGGGAAGGUGCGGCAGUUUGAUUUAGCGUGGCAUGUGAUUGAUCUGAUGAAGGCGACGAAUGUGGAAAUUACCAUUGAGACCUUCUCGAUUCUCGUUCGCAGAUACGUCAGGGCCGGAUUGGCUGCGGAGGCUGUUCAUACUUUUAAUCGUAUGGAGGAGUAUAGCUGUAAGCCUGAUAAAGUUGCAUUUUCCAUUGUGAUUAGUAUACUUUGUAAGAAGAGAAGAGCCACUGAAGCUCAGUCAUUUUUUGAUAACUUGAAAGAUAAGUUUGAGCCAGAUGUUAUUGUGUAUACAAACUUGGUUCGUGGGUGGUGUAGAGCCGGUAAUAUAGCAGAGGCAGAGAGGCUAUUUAAGGAGAUGAAAAUGGUUUCGAUUAGCCCUAAUGUGUUUACUUACAGUAUUGUGAUUGAUGCAUUGUGUAGGUCUGGGCAAAUCACGCGCGCCCAUGAUGUUUUGGCAGAGAUGAUUGAUAUAGGAUGUGAGCCAAAUUCUGUCACUUUCAAUAAUCUGAUGCGUGUUCAUGUCAAGGCUGGUAGGACGGAGAAAGUUUUGCAGAUUUAUAAUCAAAUGAAGAGGCUUAAGUGCACCCCUGAUACGAUUACGUACAAUUUUCUUAUAGAUUGUCAUUGUAGAGAUGGGAAUCUUGACGAGGCCAUCAAAGUACUGAAUUCGAUGGUUAAGAAUGGGUGCAGUGCGAAUGCAUCUACAUUUAAUAUGUUAUUCAGGUGCAUUGCAAAGGUACAGGAUGUGAAUGGUGCUCACAGGAUGUAUGCAAAGAUGAAGGAGUUGAAAUGUGAGCCUAACACUGUGACUUACAAUAUAUUGAUGCGGAUGUUUGUUGAUUCAAAAUCAACUGACAUGGUGUUUAAGCUGAAGAAGGAGAUGGAUGAGAAUGAAAUUGAGCCGAAUGUGAAUACUUAUAGCGUUUUGAUCUCUAUGUUCUGCGGGAUGGGGCAUUGGAACAAUGCUUACAAGUACUUCAAGGAGAUGGUCGAGGUGAAAUGCUUGAAACCAAGCUUGCCAGUUUACGAGACGGUCCUAAAGCAACUAUGGAAGGCAGGGCAGCUACAGAAGCAUGAAGAGUUGGUGGAGAAGAUGGUUGAGAGGGGAUUCGUUGCACGAGCCUUGUAGAAUAAACUAUUUUGACCACUGCAAUGAGCCGAAUUAGUCCCUUCUUUAGGAGCACCUGAUUGUUGAUGUUGCUAUCAUCCGAAUUCCAAUUCUUCUUGUUACCAUGAAGGCAUUACUUAUGCUUGAUAUUGGUCUAUGAAUCAGACAUCAAGAAGCCCAUCCAGGACUGCCAGAUAUAUUAUUGAAGAACAAAGGGAUUGGAUCAAAACUCCACAAAUGAUGGGUGAGUGAAAAACUAAUCCUCAAUACACUCCUCUCUGUCCAAAGUUCAUUUUUUUUCUCUCAUCAGUGCAUGACUGUUUAUCUAUAGUCAAAGUUUGUAGUA
Tripterygium wilfordii is the source of this 2054-nucleotide messenger RNA. Its product is annotated as pentatricopeptide repeat-containing protein At1g20300, mitochondrial-like. NCBI's taxonomy places the organism in Eukaryota, Viridiplantae, Streptophyta, Magnoliopsida, Celastrales, Celastraceae. Gene Ontology annotation, molecular function: protein binding. The record is from RefSeq and is a predicted model, not a curated record. The transcript is spliced from 2 exons. Bases 113 to 1729 code for a protein of 538 amino acids.